AUGGAAAACAUCUCGAAGGUGAUGUUGAAAGUAAUUGUGUUUCGGAAAAGGUCAUUCGUUUAAUAAAGAUCCUUAGAAUUUUUUGAAAUGCUUAAAAAUUGUUUCGGGAGGAUGAAAUCGACGAAUCUAGAGCUCGAAAUUCAGUUUUAAUCGAUCAAUAAAUUUAUCCUCAGUUGAAAAUGAACUGUAUCAAAUCGUUCAAAACUUGCGAAAGUCUAUCAGAACUUGAAAAAAAUCAUCCAAAUCCAUUAAAACUUCAAAAAAAGAACCUGACUUGCCCUUUUCAUUAGUAUCCUUCCUCAAAUGAUAAAAUAAUGAUAAUUUAUUCAGAUGGUGGAAAAAGUGGUGGCCUCGUACGAUUUCGCCGGCCUCAUCAACAACACUCGUCUCAUUCAGCUAAUUUGUGCCAUUUUGCAGGUUGAUUUUUCUCGGAAAGUGCGCUCUAACGGACUAUGAUAUCAAUGGUCAGGCCUCGGUUACGCAAGCCGGGUGCGCCUUGGACUUUUCUGAGCUUUUCUGACACCACUAAAGGGAUCACUGAAAAGCUCAAAAACGUGCGGGGUGCGUCCGAUUUGCGUUACCAAAGCUCGAAACAGCUAUCUUUCAAAGGUUCAACUGAUAAAGUUCACUGGAGCACAGUUUGUUUUCUUUAAUAAAAUAUAAAAGGGUCCUGAAAAAAUCGGCAACAGUAAUGUGCUUUAGAAAUUAUAUUGAUCAAUUUUAAAAUGUUUCAACUAGUUAUUUUGUUCAAAAGAUACUUUAUAAGGUGUUCGAAAGAUCUAGGAUUGUUUCAUGUUUGAGUCUCAAAGCGAUUACAAAUAUUUUCCUUUUUUGAUCAUUUUUGAACUAUUACGAAAAGCAAAAAUGUUCAAUUAUCUAAGUUCUUAUCAUUAUUUUCGUUAGUUCGCUUGAAAAAAUACUACAAAGGCGUCUAAAACUCUUAGUUUUGCACACUAUUUCCUCAAUCUUUAAGAAUUUCGCAAAGGCAGAGGUGAAUGGACUAUUACCUCGGACAUUGGUAAUGCGAAUUGGACACGUCGGGGCACUUCUAGUGACCACUUUAGUAGCGGCAGAACUCUUAAGUGAUUCCUAGGAAUGCUUAGAAACGCGUACGGUUUUUCGUUAAAAGGGAUCCGAGAAGUUUAUAGUCAAUUUUUAAUCUUACAAUAUUCAAAAAAAUAAUCCUUUUUUUAAACAUAUGAGCAAAAAUUUCUUGAAAAUUUAUUAAAAGUUCCAUGAGCGCUUAAAAUAAACCGUCCAAACCAGCGGUGAAUGAACUAUAAUUCUGACUUUUCCAUAAUUUUCACUCUUCUCAAUUAAUAAAUCAUUUUGAAGAUCUUCCUCGUCUACACGGAAUCCGGCUCGUUGUCCCUGUUCACCUUCCUCACCUACUCGGUUAUCAUUGGCUUCCUCGCCGUUCAUCUUUUCCGUAGAUGGUUCUUUUUAUCUUUUUAUGAUUCAUUUAUUUAUUUUAUUUCUCUCAUUCAAACAAAAAAAUACAGGAUGUACCUCUUAAGAACGCCAGAGUGGUCCCUAGAGAGGUUGAGAGAAAAACGGUUCCUAUAGGGAAGAAAAUAGUUCUCCCUUAAGAAGUAAAACUUAGGUGGUCUCUAUAGAAGUUCAGGGUCUAACUUCCAAGCCCCCAGAGCUGAAGUGAUCCCUAUAGGGGUUUUUGGUUUUUUGUUUUUUGUGUAUUAUUUAGCUUUUUGCAUGGAAAAGUUACAAGACAACAAACGAGUAGCAUUUUCCCCUAAAGUUGCAACUAAAAAAACCCCUAGAGUGAGCACUUUUUCAAAGAAGAACAUAUUUCGGCUUAAAACUCAUUUUCAGUUACUUUAAAAAUCUUAUUAUCAUUACUAAAAGGUAAAAGAAUCUUUAGAGAAAGUUCGAUUAAAUUAAAAUUCAUGGGAAAUUUCAAACUUAACUCUUAAAAUUACCUCCCUUGUCAGAUGUCAGAGUGUUUCAGAUCGUAAAAAAAUUUGAAAAAAAAAUUUUUUACUUCCCUAUAAAAUUCAAAAAAAUUGAGGUACUACAAUAUCGACGGACGGUACGAUGUUAGACAAAUGCUGCGCGAGUCGGAAACUUCCCUUCGUGUACAGUAUGCCGUUGGUGAGGAUUUGCACUUAAUAUUGCUGAAAAAAACUAAAACUCUUUGUAAAUCGGUGUAAAAACAGGAAAGUGGAGCAAUUAUAAAAUUAAGGGGAGAGAUUAUUCCAAAAAAUGUUUUUUUUUCUAAAACUCGAAAUUUUGGAAUUUUCUGAAAGUUUCUUCAAAGUCCUCAGGAGAUCCAAAUAAAAAGCCUUCAGAUGCAAUUUCAAUUUUAAAAUAUCUGGUUCGAAAUUGAAGACUAUACUUAUUGAAAAAGAAAUAAAAUAAAAGUCCAAAUGACUUGAAAAACUGAUUUCUCAGUGCCAAAGCUUGAAAUCGAAUUCGUUUUUGACUUUUCAAUCUUCAAGCCCAGUUUCUCACCAUGAGUUCAAGUUAAGAACGAAUUUAGUCCAGAAUGUGGGGUUAAUUUACAAAAAUUCGGAUCAUACAUCGCCUGGAUCCCACCCCAGCCUUUUGCGCGCGAAAAAAAAAAUUUGAAAAUUUACUGGAGUAAGCCGCAUCUAAGGGGGUUAGGCCACACCCCGGGGUGCGAUCCAGCCGAAGUAUGAUUUGAAUGGAUGAAAUUAAAGAAAAAAAGGUUAAACCCAAGGAAGUUAGGGUUGAAAGGGAUGAAUUAAGUAUCGUCCUCUUCAAAGAUUUCCUUGUAUUAAAUAAAUUUUUUUACAAGCUUUGAGGAGUUUCGAAAAGCUAAAAACCUGGAAAAAUCUUGAGAUUCUUUAAAGCAGUGUUCAUAAAAAGAAAAACGAGUCAAAAAGGCCGGAAAAGAGCUUUUGAAAACCUUUCUAACGUGUUUUUUAAAUUUGAAAUAGUUCUCAUGUCGGAAAGAAGACCUAGAAGAGAUCUGGAUGGCUGUUGAAAAAAGUUCCCAUAUGUAUAAUAGAAGUUUAAAAAAAUCCAGCAGAAAAAACUUGAAAUUUUCUUUUUGGUAAUCGUGGUGGUUUCCACAGAUAUGACUUGUAAAACGAAACACUUUCAAAAUGAUAAAAUCUCAAAAAAAUUUUUACAGCCCUAUUCGCGCCCCUGCUCCUGGGCCUGCUGACGUGGUGGCUGGUGGUGCUGAACAACGGGCUGGUCCACGUUCUGUUCUUCUUCUCCUGCUUCGCCCAAAUCCUCGCCGCCGUCGUCCAACUCUUCUUCGAGUUCUACGAAGUCGUCUACAAGUCCCAAUGA
Molecule: messenger RNA, 3279 nt
Organism: Caenorhabditis auriculariae
Lineage: Eukaryota; Metazoa; Nematoda; Chromadorea; Rhabditida; Rhabditidae
Source: the annotation of a GenBank genome assembly